Messenger RNA from Bolinopsis microptera, 7234 nucleotides. Its product is annotated as unconventional myosin-IXa-like. The coding region runs from base 41 to 5956 and encodes 1971 amino acids. Gene Ontology annotation, biological process: intracellular signal transduction. The transcript has 45 exons. NCBI's taxonomy places the organism in Eukaryota, Metazoa, Ctenophora, Tentaculata, Lobata, Bolinopsidae. Gene Ontology annotation, molecular function: actin filament binding; ATP binding; GTPase activator activity. Gene Ontology annotation, cellular component: myosin complex; actin filament. The record is from RefSeq and is a predicted model, not a curated record.
CUCACUUAGGAUGUUGAUAGAACUAUGACAGAUGUAGAAAAUGAAAUGUGUUCAACCAGCCGGUGUAAGAUCUCCUGCACGAUCUGAUAAAGUGCCCAUCAGUAGCCGACCAGCCCAUACUUCUCCUACAUUUCUACCCAAUAAUCAGGACCCCUUCACACCUCAAAACUUAAAGGUUUAUUCUGGAUCUCUGCACAAAACAACUCCGUAUGCCAGCAUAUUCUGUAUCAAAUCCACGACAAGCGCGGAAGUAGUUCAGAAAGCCCUUGAUAAAUUUGGUAUCACUGAUCAGGCAGCAGAAUUCCAACUAGCCGAGGUCGAGGAGAAUAAAGUACAAAGAGAACGCAGGUUAAAUGCUCAGGAACAUCCUUUGGAACUGCAGACAAAGUGGAAUAGCGAGAGCUCGCACAAGAACUUUUACUUGAGAAGAAAGGUAAACUCGGUUAAAACAACACAAUGGGUGCACCGUACAGAGGAUUUGUCCUCCAUAAGAGAUGUGCUGAACUCCAAGCAGCGUGAUGCUCCCGAUGAUCUCUGUCAACUCUCCACCCUCACCGAGCAGAACCUUCUCUCUUCACUUGGGACUCGCUUCGAGAAGGACAUCAUCUACACUUAUGUUAACUCCAUCUUGAUUGCAGUGAACCCUUUCAAAGACCUACCCAUCUACAACGUGGACUUGGUUUUGAAGUACAACAACAAGAGGAGAGAUGAAAUGCCUCCCCACAUAUUCGCUGUGGCUAACGAGGCUCUCAGAAAUAUGCUCCACAAGAGACAGAACCAGUGUAUGGUGAUCUCCGGUGAGUCAGGAUCAGGUAAAACAGAGACCACACGUCACAUAAUACAUUGGCUGACUACAACACAGAACAAACAUUCCACCACACGGACCCUUGCUCAGUCUAUUCUUGGAGCUGGGGAACUGCUGGAGGCGUUUGGAAACGCACAGACGUUACGUAACAAGAACUCCAGUAGAUUCGGACGAUUUAUACAACUGGAGUAUAGACAGGAUGGCUCUGUGCAUGGGGCUGUGAUAGAGAAAUACCUUCUAGAGAUGUCGCGGAUCACCAAUAUCUCUAGCAAAGAAAGGAGUUACCACGUGUUUUAUUAUCUACUGGCGGGCUGCAACAAACCACUGUAUGAUGAAAUAGACCUGAAACCUGUUUCUGGAUUCAACUACCUAAAUCAGAGUGUUGUCACGGUCGAUGGUAUGGACGAUCACGGCGGUUUUAUCAAGCUCAAACGAUCCAUGAAUAUGGUCGGGAUUUCUGAGGAGCUGCAGAAAAACAUUUUCAAAGUGUUAUCAGCGAUCCUGCAUAUCGGUAACAUCACAUUCAAACAAGCCAACAACAUCCGAACGAGCGAGGAGUGUGUGGUGAUCACAGAUAAGGGAGCUCUGGAUACUGUGGCUAAGUUACUGUCUGUCAAUGCUGAUUUGCUGAAGGAAGCUCUUACUACUAAGAAGUCGUUUGCAAGGGGCGAGCAGUUCGUAACUCAUUAUAAGAGGGUCGAUGCCACUGCAACACGUGAUACGCUAGCUAAGUCCCUGUACACCUACCUGUUUGAUUGGUUACUAAUGCACGUAAACAGAGGUUUGGUAGCAGACAACAGGAGAUCUGAACAUUACCUGUCAAUAGGACUGCUGGAUAUGUUCGGGUUCGAGGACUUCCAGGACGGAAACAGAUUCGAACAGUUCUGUAUCAACUAUGCAAACGAACAACUCCAGCAUUUCUUCGACCAACAUAUUUUCAAACUCGAGCAGGACGAGUACACGAAGGAGAAGAUUGUGUGGACCAUGGUUGGUUACAAAGAUAACGAGUCAUGCUUGGAGUUGUUUAGAGGGAAACCUAUAGGACUUCUGCAUCUUCUAGAUGAGGAAAACAGUUUCCCGGGAGGCUCGAACCAGUCACUACUACAGAAGUUUAACGAUAACCAUGGUAAUCAUGAGAACUACAACAAAACUCAGAUCCAAGAAAACGCAUUUGAGAUUAUACACUAUGCUGGUCCAGUCCAGUACAGAAUAGACGAGUUUUUGGAGAAGAAUAGAGGUCACAUGAGGGCUGAUAUUGUGCACGUCCUGAAAAGCAGCACUUCUCUGUUCAUCAAACGUCUCAUCGGUUGUGAUCCAGUAGCGCUGGCACGGUGGACGUUGCUCCGCAACUACAUUGGAGCAGUGUUUGCUUGUAGGAACGCUAUACAAUCCUACACUCUUAGUCCUACAGAUAACAGGGAACAAGGAGUGUCAUUUACACCCCCAGGACCGCGGAACAAAUCAUCCGACUCUGACGGGAGCCGGAGCGUCAAGGACCGAGCAAGCGCGUACAUGUCCGACAACCCCGCGUUUGCGGACCUGGACGCCAAGAUUAGACGGAGCAGUGACGGACCUAAGCAGAACCAGCCGCCGCGCAGGAGCGAGAGCCGAGAGAUAUUACAUGUUAGUGAGAUCCCAGCUACCAAACACCGACAAACUAGACAACAAGUGUUCAGAGCUGGUGCUAGGGGGAGGCGACAACCUCGCUCCACUGUCGUGGGACAAUUCAUGUCCUCGCUGACGAGCCUGGUAAAAGUUCUGAACUCUGCGAACCCACACUUUAUCCGCUGUAUAAAGAGCAACUAUGACGGUAAACCCAACAUGUUUGAAACUGAUUUCGUGGACAGACAACUGAGGUAUACCGGCAUGUUGGAAACUAUCCAGAUACGCAAAGCUAGCUACCCUGUCCGUUAUAACAAGGAGGAGUUUUGCAACGCAUUCAGGUUAUCGAUGAGGGAGUCACACCAGAAAGACAUCGCCAAAUUCUUUGAUUGGGCCAAAAUUGAGAAGGGACAAUACCAGCUGGGACUUAGUAAGGUGUUCAUGAGGGAAGGACCAUUACAGCAGCUGAACGAGUACCAAGACAGGCUGAUAUUAGACAGAGUACAGCUGAUACAGUCUCACCUGAGAGGAUGGCUCGGCAGAGUCAAGUACAAGAGGAUGCGAUUAGCUGCUAUUUUAAUACAGAGACACUGGCGAGAGUAUUCAAAACGGCAGCGGUACGCAGCUGCGUCGCUCAUCGCAAGCAGCUGGAGGAUGUUUGUCCAGCGGAGACGCUACGUGGACAUGAGGGAGGCAGCUCUCGCCGCGCAGCGCUGUUGGAGACGCAACCACAACCUGACGUACCCUAAAUCCUUGACGAUGAGUCCAAAAACAGAAGAGCUUUUCGAAACUAGUCCAAUCACUGAUACCACGGAACCCGAAGUAGGGGAGACGAAAAUGUUCAAAGACACGCUAAUGAAGGAUAUAAUGAGUACCUUUUCCUUCCUGGACGAUCAGCCCGAUGAGGAGUCCGUUCGGCCGAGUCCGGUUCCAAGUUAUACACCCCGGCCGAGUCCUGAACCUUGUUGCACUCCGAGUCUUAAAGAUAGGGACUCGCCCAUGCAGGAUGAUCUUCCCGCACAAUCGAGGACCCCGGACUCUCUCGCCCCUCUAUCACCCCGACUAGAUCCUAUCACCACACAUGGUCGUACCUUCCUGCUGCCCGAACCUGUUCUAAAUAAGUUACAGAGCUUGGACCAGGAAAUGCCGGAAGAGAUAGAUAUAGAGACAGAUACGGACUAUAGAGACGACGUUGAUCACGACGGAUCAGGCGGCUCCCGGCUUGCUGCCCAAUCAUCAUGGAACAAGGAAGGGUUGCCCCCAUCGCCUCUGCAGCGGGGCGGUCCCGCGCGCACGCCCUACUCGCGGUCCCAGAGCGUCACAGACCCGCCUCCCGCUCAUCUGGUCCGCUCCAGCUCAACAAACUACGCUGGAACUUGGAGUGAAGUCCAAUCGUACGCCGAGAAGCAUUUUCUUCUGACUACAUCGUUCAAGUUCAUGCGUUCAAAGGAGGAGCAAGAUACCAACGUGAGUAACUACAAUUCAGAGGAGAUGAAAACAAAUGUUAAUACUGGCAGGAAAAUGGCACAUUUCUCUGGCAGAAGAAAUAGGAAGAGAAGGAGUAUUCAGAAGGUUAAGAAGGAUGGAUCUAACAGACUCAGUAGAUCUAUGGAGGACCUAGACUGUUUGGAACUUAGUGCUCUGGAAGAGAAACCCAAGACGGAGGCCCCUCACAGAACUGAAAGCACCAGCACGACCCAGAACUCAGCCCUGCCCACACUUAACCACAUAUUCAAGAGUGUGCCGGCUCCUAGGGGCAGUGUGUGCAACUCUUGUGGCAAGAAACUUCAGGCGCGUAUAUUUGCACGUGCGAUGCAGUGUCAAGCACAGACGUGUCACAAGAUAUUCCACCGGAACUGCCAAGAAAAAGCAGGACAGUGUAUGCCGACCUAUGAACAACCAAAGAGAGUUCUUGCUAACAACCUUGGGGAAAUCCUCAUGUUGGAGAAAUUCAUCUUGCAGAAGAUAAAGGAGUUACAGAACCAGGGGGAGAAAGUAGUGCACGACAAGACGAUAAGUAAAACGUUUAUCAGUGUUCUGAAGGAGUUCCAGGAGUAUCUGACUAGAACUCAGGCAUCCCUUUCUGCUAAUCCUACCAGCAAUAUCUUCAAUCUUUACUACGAGGAGUGUACGACUAUAUUCGAGCACUGCCUCACCAAAGUCAAGACUCGCAGCCAAGAACUGAAGCUCUCCAUAGACCCCAAACUCCCUGUCAAAGCGCUCUUCCACUCCAUGUUGGAAAACUUCGAUUUCUGUCGCCACGAGGCCUCGUUUAAAGAGGACGCCAGGAAGAGUCUGCUAGCAACCUACACUGUCAGAGAGAGGCUAACCUUAUCUAGAGCUAACAAAGCCGGUAUCAUCGAACAUAACGGACACAGGCUAGUUUUAACGGCUUACGGUAUUGUCAUGACGUGUGUAGGCUGCAAGAAACGUAUAAACAUCCUGGAACACUGCAAGAUAUGUCAGGAGUGCAAAGUCAACUUCCAUCAGAAAUGCUACAAGAAUUCGACACAGCAGUGUACAGGAAUCCCGGUUACAAGCCCAAGUGCCCAACCCAAGCCCUUCUUCGGAACCUCUAUACAGGAUCUGGUGGCUAGUGAAGGCGGUGUUACGAUCCCCAGGAACCUGGAUAAAAUGAUGCUCGUCUUAGAACAAAACGGUUUAUACACGUUGGGAUUGUAUCGUGUUAACGCUAAUCAGAACCAGAUGAAGAGUCUGAAAAACAAGCUCCUCGUCAACAAUCCAGAUCUCAGUAUAGACGGAAUAGUACCAGCCACCUUAUCCGCGAUGGUGAAGAUGUUCUUCAGGGAGUUACCGGAGCCCAUCCUCACCUUCAACCUCUACCACGACUUCAUGAACACCAGCAAGAUAGAACUGGGAUCUCGUCACAGGGCUCUGUUAGAACUGGUUCACAAACUGCCACGUGUUAAUUUCCUGGUGUUUGAGCGGCUUGUCUACCAUUUAGCUCAAGUGGCCAACGAGGAGUCAACUAACAAGAUGAACGCCAGCAGUCUGGCGGUGAUAUUCGCACCCAACCUGCUGCGCCCCCUCAAGGAGCCCUCAGCAAUGCAAGCUCUAGAGGAAGUGAAACACAGAACUGUGGUUAUACAGAGUAUAAUCGAGAGUAUGAUUAAGAAAUAUGUCGCAACUCUGGCCAAGAUUAAUAGUCUUGAUGCGGGAGACACAACAGAGGACACAGCACGGAGGAAAGCAGAAUGUCUGGUGCAGCUAGCUCAGAUGCCGAAUCCAGAGGAUAUGAUGGGACCUCCUGGAUCUGAAUCUGUUACUUCCGACACUGAGUCUUCUGCCUCCGCAAGCAUCUCUCAAGGUAUAGAGCCUCUGAGACAUGUUACAAGGACCAGACCGAGUCAUAACGACAGAAGAGCACCGACACGUAGACACUCUACAUCUCCUAACCCUAGUCCUAGUAACUCGAUGAAGGGGGGAGGACCUAAGAGUAUAGCGGAUGGAGUGCGGAAAAAGGACGGAAAAAGUCGUAAAAACAGGCCGAUAUACGGCGGCGGCUCUUUUAACUCCAACCACUUGUGAGGGUGAUAUAAUAAGGACCGUUACGUGGAUCUAACUUAGCCGCUCUUUGUAGAUAUUACUGAAUAAGAAGAUAAGAGAUACAGUCAGGAGAUAAUAAAGAAGUAAGACAGUGGGUUUGGAGCGGGAGAGAUAUGGAUGAGAUUGGUAGAUUUUGGUAGUUUUUGUAGUCAUUCGAGAGGGGACCUUGAAAUUGGGUACAAACAGUGUUAUCUGUUUUCUCGUGAGCACACGUGACCAAAUUGAAACCCAUUUGUUUGAUAGGAAAUAAGGAAAGAUCACAUCAUUAUUACUCAUUGUGUCAACAAAAGUUGGAUUAUGGAAACUUAGAACUAGGCAGUAGGUGUAGGUAGCAGUAGGUGUAUAAAACUGGAUUGUUUGCUAUUGGGCUGGAACUAACCGUGCUACUGGAAAGUCUGUCUGAAAGACCUGUUAAUUGACCAAUUAACUAAUUAGGUAGUUGAGUCAUUUUAAUUACCUAAUUGAAUAAUUACUGUGGAUCGAAAUGUGUAAUUUGUAUACAACACCGACCUUUAUCUAAUCUUUUUUUAUUUUGUGUAUCGAUGCUAGGGUCUGUAAUAUAUAAUUAAAACACCGAAUUUAAUCGGACAUGAUAUUGAUACGUUAUCUUUAGCGGUAGAGAUAAUGUAACUGCACACUGAAUAAUAUGCAAGAAGGUUCUGUACCGUCUUCGUAGCAAGUAUUUUUACAAUAUUUUUAGGUUUUUGUUGAAAAAUUAAUGAUUCCAUAAGAGUAGACCACGGAAAAGAAGUGAGCUUUAUGUAGCCAUAGUUAUCUGGUGAUUUUAGAUGUUAUCUUUUAAUAAGUUAUUUUAGAUAUUGAUCAUUUUUAUGGGUUGUUAUGAAAAUGAUUUCGAAAAUGAAACUUAGUCCCACGCUUUCUUACCACCUGUUCUACCGGGGAAGGCUGCUAAUUACUUUAUUUCUCUGUAGCCACUUCAUUUUUUGACGCUGAAUUUUUGACGUUGCUUAUUUUUACCCCUUUAUGUGUUUUUGAUUGUAAUUUUGGACAUGUGCGAUGCAGAGCACAAUGCACAUGGACUGAGGUCACGUGAUAGAUGAACGGUCACGUGAGAGUCGUGACCGGCUGAGAAUUCGUACGUUUUUAAACGUAAUAUCUUGUAAAGUAAUGUGUGUCCUUCUUCCGAGUUUAAAAUGAUAAAUUAUUUUAUACAUUCUGAUUUUUAUGUAAUUGCCGAGUUUUACUUGUGCUCGUUAGCAUAGCUUUUAUGAGCGAUUAUGGAUUACUUCUCCAACCAAA